GCGCCCCUCCAUUCAUUGCCGAUCUGUCCGUAACAGUGGCACGACGUUGCCGCCGCGUUUAAUCUUUAACUUUUUGUUUCCAGUUAACUUUUUUUUUGAAGUGAAAGUCUCGAAUAUUCAUAUUGAAAUCUCGAGCACAGUUUUGUUAUUUAAAUCUUAAAAUUUGCACUUCCACUUAUACAAACAAAUCUCGGAAUAGGUACGCGAAAUUUUUGAAACAGCUCUCGCUUGCAGUAAUUUCAUAUUCUACAUACAUAGAGAUUUAUGAGGGGAACGUGAAGAUUGCAAUAUCACUUUCAAAUAGAAGACGACUUCAAAGGAACGAAAAUGUCGAAAAAACAUCUCCACAAUCAAGCCGCUAUACCGUUAGCUCCUGCGGUAUUCAAGAAACCACAAAUGCGGCCGAUGAUAGCCGAGUAUGACCCCAAGAAAAAAGGAGUCAGGACUGACUUAUCAGAUGUCGUUAUGGUCAAGUAUAAAGUUGACCCUAAUGAAAUCCCGGUGGAACAACAGGCGGGGUCCACCCUGCCUCUUAUGGAAAUACCGGGACGGGACAUAGAGGCUGACGAAGACUACAAUCCGUUUGAGCACCGGAAACUGGCGCACCCGACAUCAGAUCUGGAUACACUGAUUCAUUUACUGAAAGGGUCACUCGGCAGCGGGAUUUUAGCCAUGCCCAUGGCGUUUUUGCACGCUGGGUUGUAUGUGGGGCUGUUCGCUACGUUCCUCGUGGGCGGCAUCUGCACGUAUUGCGUGCACGUGCUGGUGAAGACGGCGCACGAGCUGUGCCACAGGAUGCAGAAACCGUCGCUGGGCUUCGCCGAAACGGCUGAGGCGGCUUUCUUGGCCGGCCCUCCCGCUGCUCACAAGUUCUCAAGACUAGCGAAAGCUAUGGUGAACUGGUUCCUUGUGGUAGACUUAUUAGGAUGUUGCUGCGUGUACAUAGUAUUUGUGGCAACGAAUGUGAAGCAAGUAGCCGAUUUUUACGCAAAAGGAAGCGAAUGGCACGAUAUGGAUGUACGGCUCUACAUGCUUGCGACUCUACCUUUUCUAAUUCUUAUUAAUCUUAUCAGAAAUCUAAAGUACUUGGCUCCGUUCUCGAUGAUUGCAAACUUGUUGGUUGGCUGCGGAAUGGGUAUCACAUUUUACUACCUCUUUCAAGAUAUGCCAGAUGCCAGUACACGUGAUAGUUUCGCUGGAUUCGACAAACUACCAACAUUCUUUGGUACCGCUAUAUUCGCCCUAGAAGGCAUUGGUGUCGUUAUGCCAUUGGAAAACAACAUGAAAACACCAACGCAUUUCAUCGGCUGCCCUGGCGUGCUAAAUAUUGGCAUGUUCUUUGUCGUGUCUCUGUAUGCAACCACUGGAUUUUUCGGAUAUCUGAAAUAUGGACUUGACACUCAAGGAAGCAUCACGCUUAAUCUUCCUCAGGAUGAAUUAUUGGGCCAGAGUGUGAAACUGAUGAUCGCCGUAGCUAUUUUCUUUACUUAUAGUCUGCAGUUCUACGUGCCAAUGGAAAUCAUCUGGAAGAACGUUCGCCAUUUGUUUGGCGCCAGGAAAAACCUCGCAGAGUACAGUAUAAGAAUAGGGAUUGUACUUUUGACACUCGGAAUUGCCAUUGCCAUUCCUAAAUUAUCACCUUUCAUAUCACUCGUCGGUGCCGUGUGCCUGUCUUUCCUGGGUCUCAUAUUUCCGGCUGUCAUCGAAACGGUCACUUUUUGGGAUAGACCUAAUGGACUCGGCUUUUGCAAGUGGGUUCUGUGGAAAAAUAUGUUUUUGGUUUCUUUUGGAAUCCUCGGAUUUUUAACUGGUUCCUAUGUUAGUAUUUUAGAAAUAAUUAAUGGAGAUUAAUAUGCUAAUUAAGUAAAUAAUAAAACUUACCUACUCGGUCUGGCAAUCGAGGAAUAGAUAAAAGUACUUGUAUAAAAUGUAGUUGAAUAAGAUCCAUUUUGAAUCACUUUUUGCUUUUAUUUUAUAACAAUAGUUUUAUACUUAGUUGAACAUUUAAAGUUACAUCGCGGCCUUGUUUUGUAAAUAAAAUAAGAUGUCUGCCCACGCAAAAAAGACAGGAAAAAAGAUGAAACCUUUUAAAGUAAUAGAAAAAUUAAAGUAAUAGGUAUCCACAAUUUUGUCAAGCACCGGAGGAUUGUUAAAGAUGGCAAUUGGACACGACCGACUUGAUAAAAUUUAAAUAAGUAGGCGAUUGUCUUUUGUACAAUUUGCGAACGUAUCUUUUGAUAAAUAAUUAUAAAACAAUUUUCAUGUAAAGCAAAGCAAAAUAAUGCAGGACUGAACGCAAAGGUCACUAGACCCAUUAUAAUAUAGGGUAUAUUAGGUAUGGAGUUACUUUUAAAACCUGACUAAAAAGUGCAUUUGAGCACAUUGCCCGAGUUCCACUGGACUACGGAGUACCAUCGUUAAGACCGAAGACUGAUCGUUAGUAGGCCUUAGGCCGUUUUCACAUUAUCCGAUCCGAUAUCGGAUGUCGGAAGGAUUUCAAUAGAAAAAAUCCAAGAUGGCGGAUAUCGGUCCGACAUCCGAUAUCGGAUCGGAUAAUGUGAAAACGCACUUACUGUCAAUGCCACAAGAAAGGACUACCAAUGGUCAGUUAAGCUAUGAGUAGAGUAUGUGGUGUCUUGUGUUUACAUGAAGCAUUAUUCCUUAGCCUCGAAUCUCUGUAGCCAUGUAGGUUAAAACAACUGUAGAUAACUUUAUAUGAACGUGUGAGAAUUUUCUAGUGCAUUAAUGAAAUGUGAUACAUUUAGGUUAAUGAUAACACCCACUAUUGAACUUGUUUAAAAUAAGCAAAAAUAUAUUUUUGAUGUAGAUAAUAAAUCAGGUGGUAACCACUUAAUUGUCGUUUAAGAAGACCAAAAUUGUGCAAAAUACACCUAAUUAGAUUUUGGUUAAUAGUUUAAAAAUCAUAAUACGAAAUAUUUUGUGAUAGUGUGAUGAAUGCAUUUUCAUUAGGGUAAAUACAAUGAGUGCUUACUAAAGGAGAGAUUUAUAAUUGAUUUUUAUAAAGCGAUUGAAAGCAUUUAAAUAAUAGCUUACAAAGCUAAUACCUAAGAUAUUGUUUAAACUACCUGUGACAUUAGUUAACUCCGUUGAAUAAUGAAUGCAACCUAGAGUGUGAUACGCAAUUUUCGUUAAAGAAAACAUCCCUCGCUUUUCAACUUAUUUAGAGCCCCCAAGCCACUUUUAAAUAAUCGUCGUAAGUCACGUAGGCCUACAACUGAGCACAAAAUUAGAUUACGUAAUAUUGAUAAGAAAUAUAUUCAACAAUUUCACAAGAAACAAUAGAACAUUUGAAGCAUGGGUCUGACUCGCGCUUUUGUUCGAAGUGAAGUUGAAGGGUCAAUCAUAAUUUAUACUUGUAUUUAUUAUUAGUUUGAUGAAACAUAUUUAAUUUCAGAAUAGGUAUUAUUAAAAUGUUCCUAUACCAACCAGCAGAUCUAACAGUACGCUUGCAGCCGGCAUAUUGGAAUAGAUAGAUAGGAUUGAUACAUAUUUAUAUUUCGGUGCCUAUUACACUAAAUUCGUCUCUUACCUGUGGAAAUACGACGGCUGGUCUAACAGUUAUUAGCUGCUUGGGACUACUCGUCGGAUUAGGUACAAUAUUAUUUAUGCCGUUAUACAUAACGGUCAUUUGGACACUAAUUAUGGUCAUUGCUAUAAAAAAAAGAGUUUUUUUUUAAGAUGCAAUAAGAUGGCAAUUGACAGAAUUAAAUGAAUCUCGUACGUAUUAAAUCAUUGAAAGAACAUCGAACAUCAAAUGUAUUUGCCCUUUUAUGAAUUAAUUAAACAUUAAAUCAUAAAAAUCCAAAAUUAACUAAAUUUUAUUUUAAUAAAAUAGCGAUGACUUUUCCUUACAAUAGUGUAAAUUACGAGUAAAUUAAGUUCAAAUUUUCAGUUUUGUGAAAUGGUCCCCUGCCUUCGUCAAAGUAAAAUUUCAUGUCGCCCAUGUCGGUGAUAAUUUGAUAACCAGUGCUGGGUUCUGCAGGUUUUUUUAGUAAGUACCGAGGUUAAUUGUGUCGUGAUGUCCUCCAGAGCCAGAUAUUUGGGUGAUUUUAGGGCGUAGCCUUCCUAACUUACAGAUUGCAAAUAUUUAAACAUUGACCAUUAUUACUAGGUAGGUACCUACUAAUCUCGCGCCAGCUCUUAUUGGUUUAUUUAUUACUAAAAUAUUAGACACGCUAUUAAUUUAUUCCUACUAGGUAUCUUAUCCUACCUAAUAAAGGAAUUAAUUAUUAUAUAACAGAGAGCAAGCACGCACAGCACGGUGAAUUCAGUAGUAAAUGGUCUGAAAAUAGCACACCGCAUGUGUCCUGAAAGAGUUGAAACAGGAUUUUUUGCUAGCAGGUUGUAACUAAACCUCCGCUCACCUUACUUUUUUACUUACUUACUUGACUAAACAUACUUAUAACUAACCCCCCUUUAAAUAUACCCCGUAAAUUUGGCCUUG
Molecule: messenger RNA, 4465 nt
Organism: Leguminivora glycinivorella
Lineage: Eukaryota; Metazoa; Arthropoda; Insecta; Lepidoptera; Tortricidae
Product: proton-coupled amino acid transporter-like protein CG1139
Exons: 6
Coding region: 328-1851 (507 amino acids)
Biological process (GO): amino acid transmembrane transport
Cellular component (GO): vacuolar membrane
Molecular function (GO): amino acid transmembrane transporter activity
Source: RefSeq, a predicted model, not a curated record